Messenger RNA from Xenopus laevis (African clawed frog), 2283 nucleotides. RefSeq names its product transmembrane protein 68 L homeolog (gene tmem68.L). Gene Ontology annotation, cellular component: membrane. The transcript is spliced from 10 exons. NCBI's taxonomy places the organism in Eukaryota, Metazoa, Chordata, Amphibia, Anura, Pipidae. Bases 683 to 1675 code for a protein of 330 amino acids. Gene Ontology annotation, molecular function: acyltransferase activity. The record is from RefSeq and is a predicted model, not a curated record.
AGUUCGCGGCAAUGCAUGUCGGGAAGUGUAGUUUUAUUCCCCUUCAGUCUCCUAAGCUAUAAACUACUAAAGCUCUCAGCCGGCUGAUAAAGAAGCAGAUCGGUAUUGGUGGCAGGUAGGCAUCUCAGUGCAGCUAGUGGGGGAGCUGCUGUUGCGAUCCAGCGCUUGGCCAGCGACAAAGUCGUGGUGUCGCCGGGCUGCUGCUGGGCACCGAGGCUUGUGCGGUAGUUUCCUCAUUCUGCCUGUCUGACAUGAGCCAGUGAUUCCUGUAUGUGGUCCUUCUGCUGCAGCCGAACUACUACAAGCCCUUCCUUGCAUGAUCAUUUCACUCUGGAUUCUUUGUUGUUGUUGAUAUUUCUCAGCAACUGUAUAUUGGAUACUGCUUGUUGGGUCUGUGCGCAGAAGGAUUAGUGAGACACAGGAGGUUGCUAGUCGCCAAGAUGGAGGUCUUGAGCACAUCUUUUUGGGAAACGCAUUACUGAAAGAAACCACGCAACACAAUGUUCCUUUCUUGUCUGAAAGCAUCUUUCAUCUGCUGCAGUUUGUCUACCCAAGUGUUAGAUUUUCUCUGUGUAUAGCAUGUGCUGUGAACUAUGCAGAUGACACACGAAUAGCAUUUGGAAAGCGACCAGACUUCAUUUAAACUUGUGACCCAACUGGUGUUCAGGUUUGCGUGCUGAGGAUGCAGAAGCAUAAUGAGACAUGUACUCCAGACCCAUCUCUCACCUACUUGACCUGCCUCAUGCAUCUUUUUGUGGAGUGGCUGGAACUGGAUAAUCUGGAAGACUACCUGAACUAUAUAGAUUACCUCCUAUGGGUCUUCACUCCACUCAUCAUAGUGUUCAUUCUACCCGUGUUCAUUGUCCUAUUUCUCUACUUAUCCAUCCUCUUCCUCCAUGUGUAUAAGCACAAGAACGAGCUGAAAGAGGCUUACUCAAAUAGUAUAUGGGAUGGUGCACGGAAAACCCUGGCAACACUGUGGGAUGGGCAUGCUACAAUAUGGCAUGGCUAUGAAUUGUACGGCUUGGAACAUAUUCCUGAUGAAGGACCUGCCCUUAUCGUUUACUAUCACGGAGCGCUCCCUGUAGAUUAUUAUUACUUUGUAUCAAAGGUCAUUCUCCGCAAAGGGAGAACAUGCCAUUCAGUAGGGGACCACUUCCUUUUCAAAAUACCAGGCUUCAAACCAUUGCUUGAUCUAUUUGGAGUAAUCCACGGACCAAAGGAAGAAUGUGUGAAGGCUCUCACUAGUGGGCACUUAUUGGCCGUAUCACCAGGUGGGGUGCGGGAAGCACUUUUUAGUGACGAAAGCUACACUCUUAUUUGGGGAAAACGGACUGGAUUUGCUCAGGUUGCCAUUGAUGCAAAAGUGCCCAUCAUCCCAAUGUUUACCCAAAACGUACGGGAAGGGUUUCGCUCGCUUGGAGGUUUACGGCUAUUCAGGUGGAUUUAUGAAAGAUUUAAGAUUCCAUUAGUUCCAAUAUAUGGAGGAUUUCCAGUUAAAUUUCGUACAUACCUUGGGGACCCUAUACCGUAUGACCCAAAUAUAACUGCUGUUGAAUUAGCAGAAAAGACUAAACGUGCAAUACAUUCAUUAAUAGACAAGCACCAGAAAGUUCCUGGAAACAUUUUUCGGGCCUUACUGGAAAGAUUUGAUAGACAACAGAAAGAAGACUAAAGUGCCUUUAGUCUAUAUAUAGUUAUAUAUAUAUUUAUUGGGUCUACCUUGCAUUUUGAUUUUAUCAUGGGUUUUAUGGCUUUUUACUGUCAAAAUGGACCUGGAUCUUUUGAAUCAGACAGCCUUUUUGCUGUAGGUAUACCUGAUAAAUUAAUAUUAAUUUCCAUUUAAGAAAUCAUGUUUCUGUAUAUGGCUGAUUUUCAGAACUACUGUACAUUAUGUAUAUAUGUACUGUGAUUCCUUGGCAGUUCAGGUUCUACCAGAGCAGCAUCUGAAGGCUACUCUAGAUAAGUUGCAAGGGAGAAUCUCCAACAUACUAGCAGGGUUCAUUUACUAUCUCUAGGACAAUUCGUCUCAGUGUAGUAACCCAUUCAAAACCAAUCAGAGAUUUGCUUUACGGCAUACAGCUAAUUGCUGAUUGGUUGCUAUGAUUUUCUGCAAUGGGGCAAAUUAGUCCAGUGUUGAGAAAUGAGCCCACUUGUGUUAAAGGACAAGGGAAAGCCAAAUCACUGGUGCCAGGUUGUUAGAAACCCCUCAGUGAUUCUAGUCGUUUCUUGGAUUUUGGAUUCGGUCAAAUCCAGCUAAAAAAAGAAAAAACCUUUGAUUUG